GUGGGUGUCACGCGCGAUUGUUGCUUUCCGUGAAUGAUUUUUUUCGGCAAUUCUCGGACGUUUUGAUGUUUUUAAUUUUCUCGUACGUUCAAGUUAAUGUUACAUAAUUUCGUGAAGUUUUUCAACGUGUUACACUUUUCUAAGUUGCUUUAAGACACACGAAUGGAGAAGUGUUGCAAUGUAUAAUGUUUUUUGUGCAAUUUAAACAUUUAUUCGAUUGAUUAAAUACUUUUUGUUCAGUGUACGUUUAAUCACUAUUGUGUAAUUACUCGUAAAUUAUAUGUAUAAUGAAUAAUAGCAACACAAUGGAUGCAGCAGAUUAUUCGUCAAAUAAAGUAACACUAGUGGAGAGAAACACAAUGCCACUUGGUCUACCAUUGGUCGAUCCCGCAGCUGUAACAAAAUCAAGCCAACAGGAUUUAAUGGCAUUGGUUGCAGAAAUUGAAAAAGCGGACGAUUGUAUAAAAGCCAAUGCAUGUAACAAGUUACAAGUGAUCGCCGAACAGAUCAAAUUUCUGCAGAGGCAGGCUGAAGGAAUUUUACUGGAAGCUGAACGGAACGCCAAGCUGCAUCAUGUGCCUUGUAACUUUGUAAAGCAUCCCAACCACAUUUAUCACUUGUAUCAACGAGAAUCAGGACAACUUUAUUUUUCCAUGCUUAGCCCAGAGGAAUGGGGCAGUUCAGCUCCAUUGCAGAACUACAAAGGCUCCUUCAGGUUGGAACAAGAUCGCUCGUGGACCCCACUGUCUCAAUUACAGGCGAAGAAUGACGAAUUAAACCUACUCCAAAAAUUCUUACCUUCCAACACGACUACAAACGCCUUUCUAAACUCCGUCAUGUUAACCAACACGUAACGUUAUUAGUAAAUUUAUUAUAAUCAAGGGAAACUUAACAAAUUAGGAAUAAGGUAUAUUAAUCGAGAAAAAUUUGGCAGCGCUACUAACUUCUUUCUCUCUGUCUAGUAGAUAAAGCAUUGUUGUGUAACUCAACAAAUUUAUUUUGUGAUUGUAAUAUCAAACUAUUUAUAAUUGCUAUUUGUAAAUGUACAUAUAAAUAUACUUUAUGUAGAAUA
Molecule: messenger RNA, 1072 nt
Organism: Monomorium pharaonis (pharaoh ant)
Lineage: Eukaryota; Metazoa; Arthropoda; Insecta; Hymenoptera; Formicidae
Exons: 4
Coding region: 288-854 (188 amino acids)
Source: RefSeq, a predicted model, not a curated record